Epinephelus lanceolatus (giant grouper) is the source of this 4834-nucleotide messenger RNA. It is a transcript of the gene sec22a, whose product is annotated as SEC22 homolog A, vesicle trafficking protein. NCBI's taxonomy places the organism in Eukaryota, Metazoa, Chordata, Actinopteri, Perciformes, Serranidae. Gene Ontology annotation, biological process: endoplasmic reticulum to Golgi vesicle-mediated transport. The record is from RefSeq and is a predicted model, not a curated record.
ACAAUGCACCGCGCUACAGCCACGUAAACGUACGGAAUCAUCACAGCUGUGUGUGAUGAGCUAACUACCUGUGCUCUGUGCACAGAUUGAUACCCGCAUGUUACACAUGUUCACAUGAUGCUACACUCGUUUGGGCUGCAGUGAGAUUGCCAGAGCUGUAAGAUGUCGAUGGUGUUGUUCGCCUCUGUGGUCCGGGUCGGAGAUGGCCUGCCUCUGUCUGCAUCCACUGAUUAUGAGCAGGACAGAGAGCUUCAGGAAACCAAGAGGCACCUCAAGGGUCUCUCCAAGAAACUCGGACAGUUUCCCGACCGCUGCACACUGAAGACUGGACCGUACAAUGUCAACUUUACGAGCGCUCUGGGUGUUGGAUACCUGAUGGUGUGCACCGCAAACUACCCCAAUGUCCUGGCUUUCUGCUUCCUGGAUGAGCUGCAGAAGGAGUUUAUCAUCACCUAUGACCCCAAACGCAUCAGCAGCGCCGUGCGGCCGUACUCCUUUAUUGAAUUUGACACCUUCAUCCAGAAGACCAAACAGCGCUACAACAGCCCACGUUCCCUGUCCACAAAGAUCAACCUGGCUGACAUGCAGACAGAGAUCAAGCUGCGACCGCCCUACCAGCUCUCCCCUGAGGACCUGCGGGCUAUCAAUGGAUUCUCAGUGCACACGCCCUCUAAAUACAAAGGCAUUGCUCCCACACAGAUGUUGGAGCCAGUGACUCUCUCAGGCAUCGUGUCCUGUGUGCUCAGUAUCCUCUGUGGAGGCCUCAACCUGCUGCGAGGAGUCCACGCUAUAGAGAGCAUACUGCAGAAUGAUGAUGAAGACUUUAAUUAUGUGAUUGCCUUCUUCCUCGGCACAGCGGCCUGUCUGUAUCAGUGCUACCUGUUUGCCUACUUCUCUGUGUGGAGGAACAGUAAGUCUUUCCUGGCGUUUGCACUCAUCUGUCUGUCCAACAUGUAUCUGUAUGAACUGAGGAACAUGUGGCAGAUCCUCUUCCAUGUGGCGGUGGGGGCCUUCAUGACCCUGCAGAUCAGACUGAGGCAGCCGCUGGGCAAAGCGCCAGACUACAAUGUCUGACAGAGACCUUAAACACAAAGAACAAAAGGGCCUACAUUCACACGGUCCCCCACACGUCCUGGAAAUACAGCGACAGAGACAACACUGAGGACAAAGUGGAAACAAGCAAAACUGUCCUCCUGCUUCAGGAAGAGAAACCAAAACAUGGUGCUGUUGGCUUCAUCCAGCAGCCGUGGACACGUCUCAGUGUGGGAACUCUGCCACAGCCUCAACCAUUCAUGGACUUUACUGGAUUCAUUUGGAACGUUGGCAUCGAUCCACCAUUGUCUGAUAAAAUGUUUGCUUUACUUCCUGUCAGUGCAGCCGUAGUUCAGGUCAGAGUCCUGCAUAUGUCUGGUUUUACUAACCCAUGUUCUCCCUGCUCCUGCACAGCUGAGAAUCUGUUACAUACAGCAUGUAUCCAGGCUGCACACUCAGGCUACAUCCUCGCUAAUAGAGUUUAAAACAAAUAACUUCUGUUGCGUUUAGGCCUGGUGUCCACUGGGGGCAGUAAUCUCCAGGCACCUCAGGAUUCAAUCAUGUUUGAUUUCUAUACAUAAUUAAUUUUUCUCACUGUGUGACUACUUGCUGCUUUUAAAACAUAUCAUACUUUAUCUGUAGUGAUCCAUAAUGAAAUUAACAGAUGAAUUUACUUGCAGACAGUGUGACAGCCAAGAUGUUUCCACUCCUGAGCUUUAAACCAGUCAGAUUGUUUCCAUCUGCUGUUACACAAACUAAACUUGAGUGGGAUAUUUAUAUCAGCUUAGUGUCCAGUGAAUACAUCCUGUAAUGUUCACUGGAAAUAGUGUGAAGUUACUACGUACUGUUGAACAGUAAAUGGUUUGUAGCCUUUUUAUUUUAACACGUAAACUGCAUUAAUUAAUUAAUUUGAACGCACCUUACAGUCUGCCUGUACGUGAAUAACAAAAUGACGGGGAGGGGGAGUGAUCCACUGUUCUGUUAACAUUAUGUCUUCAUCAGUGGGAGGAGCCUCUCUGCUGAAUGUUCCCUCUGGGAGGAGCCAAGACGCUGAGCGCACCAGGUGCAGGGUUUCUGAGGUGAAACAGACUGAGCAGAGUUAUUGUGGUUGAAGUUGGUUAAUGCUGCAGUGAGUGUUGGUCAGUCGGUCUCGCUUGUUUCUGUUACUGCUGAUCGUUUCUCCGUUCCAUUAACGUUCGUCUCUGGGUGAUGGCGUAGAAAAUACUCACAAAACACUUCAUGUUCACCUUGCAGAUGUAUUUAGACAUUAAAACAAGCUUGACACUGCUGCCGUCUGUGAGGAUGAAUCACAGGUUAACUCCAGCGUGUGCUGCACUGUAGACUGUGCGGGUGCUGCCCUGCUUUCGUGGUUGAUUUCUGCCUCUUUCAUUCCAUCAACAUUAAGUUAUUAAAAAACAUUAAGAUUAUUGAUUUUUGAAUUGAUGCUGAAUCGUCCACAUCGUGAUGCACCUGAGAAUUGAUUUUCCUCACCUAGUAUCCAAACUACUCUGGCGUAUUUGAACCUCUAAAUCUUUUGAAGACACUUCUGACCCCUGUUAAAGCAUGCAAAGCUGCGUCCUGCUAAACUAUGCCAUACUUAGUUUUUGGGGAGUUUCCCAGGCCUACAUACUUUCUGUGAUGUCAUCCUUCUUGUGUAUGUACUCCUCUCAUGCCACGGUUUCCUCCAUGGUUUCAUGUGCCGCCAUAUUUGCUUUGCAGUGACUCACAAUCAACAUUUCCCGCCGCCUUGACCACCGUAUGCUCAUAUUACUCUGUGACAGCAAACCAAGAGUAGACCGUCUGCUCCCCACCUGUGUGACUGGUCAUGUGAUGCACGUUGUUAGGGGUGUCAGUAGAGAUGGAGAUUAUCCCUGAAACGGUGCUCAAAAGCCUGUGUGUACGGAGAUUGACUUCAUUUUAAGAUGGCAUUCCAAAAUGAAAAUAUAUUGGUGUGGAUGUAGCCUCUGUUUGAAGUGCUUUAGUUUUACAAAUACACAACCUCCCAGUCUCACACCUUAAUGUGCAUGAGAUACAGUGUGUGCUGCCUUUAAGAAUUUGACCAGACUUUUCAUGAAAGCUUGUGAUGCUCGAGGUAGAGAGACACAUUUGUGGUUGGUCAUAUCCAGCACUUUUAUUUCCCUGAGCUCAGUCUACAGCCCAUGAAGGCUAAACACAUGUUAAACAGCGUACAGCUGUGUCUGUGUCAUGAAACACCAACACACGAUUUGCCAUCGACCCCAAACUUCAAAUCCAUAACCUGUUUGAAUAAUUCAGUCAGACAGCAUGUUUCAUACAUGUGAAACUAAGAUCAUAUAUUCUGAAACAAAGGUAGUUCAGGAAAAACAAACUGUUGCUGAUUCUCAAACUGAGCAGCACAUCUCCACAGCUUACAUGUUAACGUGUCUGUUAGCAACGCACCUGAUUGGAGCAGCUCUCAUAUUCCAGCUCGUGCAGACGACAGGCUUAAGACAUUAAAUUAGUAUUUUAUUUUUAUUUAUUUACCAUCAGAUGUUGGCAAUCUGACCCAAUGAUUCACCUUAUGUGUGGGUCACCUGCGAGGUCAUCGACCUGAUGCAGGGCUCUGAUUUACAUCACCACAUCCACCUAGUGCUGCGUGUGCUUCUGUCUGUCACAUGCACUUUUUGCACGUGCACAGGUGUGAACCUGACCUUGUGCAGGACUCUGGUUUCAGUCGUGGUUUUAAAACUAUGCAACGCUGCCUUGUGUUUGUGUUCGAAGCUCUCUUUUCAGUCUCUGGUGUUUUCAGCAGCAAAUGACUUUAUUUUGCAGAUAUUUGUAAUUUUAUAGAAGGUUAAUUUUGCUAUUUAUUUACUUAUUGUUCAAUGAAAAAUUAGAAAGAUUUUAUUACUUUAAUUUGUUUUAUGAUUUGUAUUUUAAAGGCCGACUGUUUGUGUCUCCAGGAGCAGUUGUGACAACUAGACGCCAGUCUGUUUGCAUUCAAAUCCUCCUUCCUCGCCCACACAGCCUCCAGCAUAUGCCAGUGUCAAGUGACUAUGUUAAUAAACAGGUCUGUGUUGGCAGCAGUAGAGAUGCGUAGCUGUGUUGUCAAGGCCAGAGGCAGCCCGUAUCGUCUGAGCAGCCUGUGGCGUGCUUUCCUUCCUGCGAGUCCCUGGGCUCAGACAUGGCUGCGUCUGCCACUGAAGGAGGCAGAGACUCGUCUCACCCUCUGCCUGUGUUUGGGAUAUUAGCUCAGUGUUCACAUUUAACAUGGUUUCAGUCAGGAGAUGUCACAUUCAUCAUUAUUAGGCAGUGUGAGAUCUGUUCAGAGAAUUAUGGGAAGAUUUCCUGGCUUCCUGCACUUUCCCAACAAUAACAGCAAACAACUGGAGCAUGGGACUGAGUCAUGCUUUUAUUGUUCAUUGUUCAUGAGGACUCAACAGUUGUGCCAGAACAUCUUUUAUUUUAAAUCUCUCUCUCACUGGAUGAAGUAAAAAGUGAAAAUAAAAGGCAGUAUAGCUGCACAGCUCCGCUCCACGUCCAUCUGGCAUCUGCACUACAGAUCUGUCGGGGGACCGCUGCAACACUUCAGCCUCGUUAUGAUUCAUCAUCGCGCUCUCCCAAUGUUCUGUUGCCUUCCAACAGCAGAACCACACCUACAUGACCUAAUGGCUCAUUUCACAAUAUGGCUGGGACCGGACUGGAUCUGAUCUGAGCUUCACUGGCUCAGAGUGUUUGUGUUCACAUCCUCCUCUUCCUCAGCACUUACAGUAAAUGUGGAGUGUGGGUGGGUUGUGUAAAACAGGAACAAUAAAAUCUAAGGCUUUUCUACUGGUUUAUCCAA